AUGAUUAAUUCUUACGUACUCAAUGAUCUCAAUGAUGUUCCCUGGACUCUGAUGACAAAAGCCGGAACAUCAAUCUUCCCUCUGUCUCUCAGACUACAUCAGUGCUUCCCAACGCUUACGAUCCUGUCUUCUACUGCUCCCCUGGCCAUUCCAAAGGGCUCCCUCGUCGUCGUGACGGGAGCUAAUGGCUUUAUCGCCAGCCAUGUGGUCGAUCAGCUACUUGAACACGGGUACAAUGUCCGGGGUACCGUGAGAAAUGUUGCGAAAAACGCGUGGUUGAAUGACUAUUUCGGUGAAAAGUAUGGCCCUGGACGAUUCUCCCUCGCUGAGGUUCCCGAUAUGUCCCACGAUGGUGCAUUCGACGAGGUUGUCAAAGGCGCGGCCGGUAUCGCCCAUGUGGCAACACCUGUGAUGCAGUUUUACGACCCCAAUAUCGCCGUCCCGAUGGUUGUCAACGGAACUGUCAACAUAUUGGCCUCCGCCGCUGCUGAGCCCUCGGUACGACGGGUUGUUAUCACUUCAUCCUCCACGGCAGCCGCUAGCCCACAGCCAAACAAAGUGUUCACCAUGGACGAGAAAACUUGGAACGAAACAGCUGUCAAGGAUGCUUGGGCACCACCACCUUACGAAGGAUCGCAGCGACGCCUGGAUGUCUACUCCGCCAGUAAAACACAAGCUGAACAAGCCGCGUGGAAGUUCAUGGAGGACAAGAAGCCAAACUUUGUCCUUAACACUGUACUCCCAAAUGCCAAUAUGGGCUCCAUUCUCUCGCCAAAGAAUCAGGGCUAUCCCAGCACUGAUGGUUGGAUUAAGGCGGUCUGGGAUGGAUUCCCCGGCGAAGAAGGGCAGGGGCUUAAGUACAACCCGCCACAGUACUAUAUCAAUGUCCAGGAUGACGCACGUGUGCACGUCGCUGCCCUUAUUUAUCCAGAUGUGAAGAGUGAGAGACUCUUUGCAUUUGCUCACCCCUAUUCGUGGAAUGAUAUUCUCGCUAUUCUACGCCGGCUGUACCCACAGCAGAAGUUCAUCGAUGAUAUCCCUAACAUUGGUGAAGAUAAGAGCAUUGUUGCCAACCAGAGGGCCGAGGAACUUCUGAAGAGAAUUUCGGGUCUCCCUGCUUGGACAAGCCUGGAACAGUCGGUUCACGAUGCCACUAAGGCUUGGGUCUAG
This is a messenger RNA of Aspergillus nomiae NRRL 13137, 1170 nucleotides long. Its product is annotated as aldehyde reductase II. Lineage: Eukaryota; Fungi; Ascomycota; Eurotiomycetes; Eurotiales; Aspergillaceae. The transcript has 2 exons. Bases 1 to 1170 code for a protein of 389 amino acids. The record is from RefSeq and is a predicted model, not a curated record. Gene Ontology annotation, molecular function: oxidoreductase activity, acting on the CH-OH group of donors, NAD or NADP as acceptor.